AUGGCUGCCUCAACCAUGGCUUUGUCCUCCCCUGCCUUUGCCGGAAAGGCCGUGAAACUCUCACCGGCAGCUUCCGAAGUCUUUGGAACCGGUCGUGUCACCAUGCGCAAAACCACUAAACCUGCCGGUCCAUCAGGCAGCCCAUGGUACGGAUCCGACCGAGUCAAGUACUUGGGUCCAUUCUCCGGUGAGCCCCCGAGCUACCUCACAGGAGAGUUCCCCGGUGACUACGGAUGGGACACCGCCGGUCUCUCCGCUGAUCCCGAGACCUUCGCCAGGAACCGUGAGCUAGAAGUCAUCCACUCCAGAUGGGCCAUGCUCGGAGCCCUAGGCUGCGUUUUCCCUGAGCUUUUGGCUAGGAACGGUGUGAAAUUCGGAGAAGCGGUUUGGUUCAAGGCCGGUUCGCAGAUCUUCAGCGAGGGAGGGCUCGACUACUUGGGCAACCCGAGCUUGGUCCACGCUCAGAGCAUCUUAGCCAUUUGGGCCACUCAAGUGAUCCUCAUGGGAGCUGUUGAAGGUUACAGAGUCGCAGGAAACGGUCCCUUGGGAGAAGCAGAGGACUUGCUUUACCCAGGAGGCAGCUUCGACCCAUUGGGCCUCGCUACCGACCCUGAAGCUUUCGCAGAGUUGAAGGUUAAGGAGCUCAAGAACGGAAGAUUGGCUAUGUUCUCUAUGUUUGGAUUCUUCGUUCAGGCCAUUGUCACCGGAAAGGGACCAUUGGAGAAUCUCGCCGACCAUUUGGCUGAUCCAGUCAACAACAACGCAUGGGCCUUCGCCACCAACUUCGUCCCCGGAAAGUGA
Molecule: messenger RNA, 801 nt
Organism: Arabis nemorensis
Lineage: Eukaryota; Viridiplantae; Streptophyta; Magnoliopsida; Brassicales; Brassicaceae
Source: the annotation of a GenBank genome assembly